Planococcus citri (citrus mealybug) is the source of this 5074-nucleotide messenger RNA. RefSeq lists its product as uncharacterized. The transcript has 2 exons. Bases 467 to 2371 code for a protein of 634 amino acids. The record is from RefSeq and is a predicted model, not a curated record. NCBI's taxonomy places the organism in Eukaryota, Metazoa, Arthropoda, Insecta, Hemiptera, Pseudococcidae.
UUUGUUUUGAGUGAGUGCCUCAGUUGGUAGGUGAAAAAUAGUAGGUAGGUAUUUCACGGUGAAAGUAGUUCAUCGCGGAGUCUCUACGCACGUUUCACAGCUGCAUACUUUGUCUAUGCAUCGAUAGAUUCCGAGGUUCUUCUCGAAACCACCCUCCAUCCGGCAUCCGUUCGUCUUUUCAAGGUCUCCGUAUUCAUCGUUCUCCCUUCACGUCCCUCGCCCCAUGUCGGUUUGUUUAGAUACUUCGCUUGUUCACUGAUCUUUCAUCAUCAUAUGUUUGUAACGUGAAAUGUGUUUGCUACUAUGUAUUCUCAACUUUCCAUCAUCAAUAUGUAGUCAUUUUUUGUGAAAAUUAUUUAAUUUUUUUCAUCGAUACGAAUCAAUUAUUUGCCCUGGAUCGAUCCACGUUGCAUCGAAACUUUAUUUUCUCAUUCGCAUCGAAGUCGAGUGCAGCCAGGGACUAAACAUGACUGAAAUCACUUCCCAAGUGUACGAUAUUUUUCAUCAGACUCCUGUAUCGUUGAAACAACUAUCAGCGAUCGCAGUUGGUCUGGGAAUAUGGCGCUGUAAACUGAACCAUUAUCGAACUAAUGACGGAUUGUCCAAUUUUCGUCCAAAAAUUGAACGUAACUCGUUGAAAGCUAUGCUCCCUAACUUACCUUCGGCGAUUAUUGACGUGAUUUACGAAUACGUCGUAAAAUUUGGGAGCUCAUUGAAUUCCUGGCUAUAUCGCCAUUAUGACAAAGUAUUCAUUUUUCGUGACCGCUUUAGGAACGAAAUUUUGGGAGACUUUGAUGAUUUCGUGUGCGAUCACGAUGGCAAUAUUCAUCAUACUAGAACAGCCGAACGUUUGAUGCACUGUAGCGCACUGAAAGAGUGUGAAAAAUUUAGAAUAGCCUGCACUUAUUUCUUCGAAGACCAUAUUAGGCUAAUUUGGCCAAAUGUGCGGAGACUGAAAGUGAUGAACUAUGCAGCUGAAGCUCGUUUUGAUCAGUAUCCGCAAUUGUAUUACUGGAUUUGUUAUCUGAAGAAUGAGCAGAAUAAGAUAUCUAUCCCAACAACACUUUUGUCUAUUGACGAACUCAUGUUUGACCAAUGUCUUUCUGACAAUAGGCCAUCGGUGGAAUACUUUUGGUUUAGAAUACCAUUGGAAAGACGAUUACUAAAAGCUUUCGACCUAUUUGACUGUAAUAAAAACGCAUUUUUGAAGUUCAUUUUACAAAAACUCGACGAUCAACAGCUCGACGAAUUCGUAGAAAGGAAAGGUUGCGACUUGAUGAUUUUUCUGUCCAGAAGUGAUUAUCUCGAUAAAGGGCUCUUUUUGCCAACUUGGAAAUAUAUCAAAAGCAGAAUGAGCGACGGUAAUUUAUCAAAUUUGGUGCUGAAAAUGUUGAAACACGAAGCUAGCAGCUUCGAAAUAUAUUCAAACAGCACGUUAAAGCAUUGGUCGUUUUUCUGUUCUGAAAUUUGGCACAGUAUUAAUACCGAUUUGAAACCUUCGAUAGUGGAAAGUGUUCUUUCCAGGCACGAAUUGUUUGAUGCCCAAAGAACAUACGGAUUUUAUUUCCCGAAUCCUAUAACAUAUCCGGCGAGAUACGUCGAGCUCCUUUCGAUCAUUCUUUCUUGCGCCACAUUUGAGCAGAAGAGGCCAUUUUGGCUUAACUGUUGGCGUCCUUUAUUCAAGGGUGCUCGAGUCAAAGACCUGCGACGAAUAGUCGAGCUGUGUUUUGAAAACGAAGAAGAGAUUGCUGAAUUCAAGAAAAACACCAUUGCUUCGAUUAGUUUCGGAAUUGUGCGCGAUUGCGGUGUUCCAUCAUUGUUGAAUGGUGAUUUCGACGAACUGAAUGCCUUGGCGGAUUUUUGUAGUCUCGAUAGUGAAUCAGCGAGAAUUUUAAAACAAGAAAUAUUGCGAUCAUUUUUUCUGGAGCAGAGUUCCUUCUUGAAUCCUGAUAUUAUCAAGAAUGCAAACGGAUUUCGCGUAUUCGUCGAUGAUGUCUUUAACAAUGCUGGUCUAUCGACAGAUUUCAAAAAUCAACUUAUAUCGUUGCCUGAAAAUCAAGAAAAAUUAACGCGUUUUCUUUGCUCCUGGGAUGUGCCUUUUGAAGCGCUUAUGAAAUUUUUCGUCUUAUUUGCUGUGACCGAACAAACUGCAAUGCAGAUAAAAAUACGCGCAAAGAACCAUUUGAUAGAAUUAUCGUCUAAUCCUAGAUUCCAUACACGUGAUGGCGUCGGUGUAUUUGUGAAACGUUUGGAUCAGAUUUUGUUAUGGUGUUGGGGAAGUGAUGAAGAAAUUGCAAUAUUUAAGCGAACUUAUUCCGGAACGUUUCGUUUACCGCAUUCAUUAGAACGAGUAGGAUUAUCUACUGCCUAAAUAGGUACCUACUCAAAAAACGUUGAUUUUUGUACGUCGACUUCUGCUAUGUAAAUAAACUUUUUUACUAAACAUUCGUGAUUUUUUUGUGCUGUAAAUGUUGAUUAGAUCAGUUUUUUUGCAUCUGCGGUGGUGUCAGGAGGAGAAAGGUAAUCGAAAUUCCGUCCUUCCUCUCCAAAAGAAAUCAUUUACGCUCCUUUCGAAUGAACAUGUCGAAUUUCAGACUCUCAGGCCAUUUUGAAGAAGAGGGGAGAGGUAAACGUGUAAUGAUGAUACAAGAUUAAAAAAAUAAUGUGCUGGAAAAAAAUUGUAAAAAAUGAGUUAAUCGCCACAAGUAGAAAGUGAGGAAGGGUAAAAUUAUUGAAUCUGCCCAAAAAACACAUCUAGAGCUCUUUUCGAAUCUUACGCGUCAAAUUCCAGGCUUUCAGGUCAAUCGGAGGGGAAAUGAAAAGCUUCAGUGAUGAUACAAGGUCUGGUAAUCAUUUUAAGUGUUCACUGAGCAGUUUUGUCUAAAAUUAUCAUUUUCUUCUUGAACAUUUCGCAUUAAUUACGCCAAAGUGCCGGAAUAGGAUAUCAUUUGUGAAACUCAGGUCGUAUUUUGGAAAAUCGUGGUGCCAAUUUUUUGUUCUUUAUGUCUAAUUUCAAAAACCUGAAAAAAUUUGCUGUUUUUUGCCAGGUAGGUAGGUAGUUAGGUACAUAUAUUGUUCAAUUUUUUCAAAUUUUGCAAUAAUGGCCGGAAAGUUGGCAGUACCUAUUUGAGAGGAAGAUGUGAAAAAAACAUUAUCAACAAAUACUUCAACCGAGCGAUGGGGGGGGGGAGAUCAAACGUUUGCCAAAAAAUAUGGAAUUCUUCCUGCAUCUUAUUGAGGUGAUUAUUGACCAUGAUUUUUCGAUAGGCUCCAUCAAAAUUUUAAAGUAGUUGUAAAAUGACUCACUCCAUUGACCACCCUAAAAAAAUAAAUGUUAAAAAAUGAAAGAAUAAACGACAAUUAUUAGGUAAUAAUUAUAAAAUCUCAGGAAGCCAGUCGAAAUCCUUUGAAAAUCCAAAAAUUAAAGAAAAAUGCUAAAGAAGUGAAAGUGUUGAAAAAAUAGUGAUUUUUAGCAAUUCUAAGCGAAAAAUAAAGAUUUAGGAGGGAAAAUGAAAAAAUGAAAAUAUAAUGAUAGAAAAAAGGGGCGUAAAUAUUUUAGAAGAAAUGAAUACGAUGGUAACACUGUUCGUGACCUCCAAAAGUAACAAAAAAAAGUUGAAAAAGGGGGGAAUUUGAAAAUUGUACUCGUAUGAAAAUGUUUUCUGACGACUGAGAGUGAAAAAUCAGUGAUUUUUGCCUGAAAAAAAUCCUGUGGACAAUCUAAACAUAAACAAAAGAAAUAAAAUCGAAUAAUCGAAAACCAACACUACUAUAACGAUUGUAAGAAAAGAAAAUAGGUACCUAUAAAAACAAAAACAUACUUAACAUUUCAGAAACAAAAUAAAAUAAAAUAAAACAAAAGCAAAAGAAAGGGCUUGAGACUGAAUACCUUCGUCGUAAUUUAAGAAUAGAAAGUAAGUAAGUAAUCCAGGGGGGAAAAACAGAAACUAGGUAGCAUUUAAAAACGAAAAUAAAUAAUAUGAAAAAAAUUAAUGACUCCACCCUCCCCCCUCCCUCCUUCAGUUAUGCUUGAAGUGAAAUAAAACGAAAAAAAGUAGAAAAUGAAUGUACUCGUAUGAUGAAUAAAUGGGAAAAUUAGUAAAAAAAAAAAUAAAAUAAUGUAAACAUAGAAAUAUGAUGGUACAUGAAUAGGCUACAAUUAACAUGAAAAAAGUAAAACAAAAACGUACAUAAAUUGAAACAAAAAUGAAAAUGAAAGUAGAAACCGACACAAAAAAUUCAAAGACCUCAAAACUAAAACCAAGAAAAUAUCAUCCUCAAAAACUAUAAAUUAAAUUUGAAAAUUUCCUGAAAAUGAAAUCGAAUGUAGAAAACAAAAAAAAAUGUUAAGUACUAGAAUAAAUUUUAAAACAAAAUAAAUUCCGAAAGAACUGAAUCACAAUUCAAAAAGCAAAAUCAUAAAUCUGAAAUAAAAGCAAGGAAAAUUGAAAACGAAAAUCUCAAAAAAAAAACAUAAACAAAAACAAAAAAAAAACAAAAUUAAACAUUGAAUAUUGAAAAAUCUUAAAAUGAAAAAGAACCAAAAAAUUUAAUCUUCACAACCUCGAAGUGAAAACAAAAAAGUCCACAAACAAAAUUGAAUUUAGAAAACGAAAUUGAAAAGCAAAAACUUAAAAUUCUAGAAUUUGAAUCCAUCUUGAAAAAACUGAAUCGAAACAAAAUGAAUAAAAUCGAAUCGAAAAUCAAAACCAGGAAACGAUUGUAAGAAACAAAAAUGGAAAAACAAAAUCCAUCGUGAAAAAAAUGAUUCGAAACAACAAACGAAAAUCGAAUUGAGAUCCCAAAAACAAGAAACAAACUUGAAAAAACAAAAUGAAAAAAAAUAGAAUAUAAAAUUCUGGAAACGAAAUUUACCUAUCGUGAAAAAACUGAAUCAAAGCGAAGAACUGAAAUCAAAUUGUGAACCAAGCUCAGUAAUAACUGCGAAAUUAUAAACCAAAGUUAACGAUAAUUGAAUGAAAUGUGACAAAAAUGCAUGAAUUGGAAAUCAGAAAAAAAAAAACUAUAAAAUAUUAAUGAGAAUGCAUGUAAAAGCGUUAAAAUCGAAUAAAAA